Mitosporidium daphniae is the source of this 685-nucleotide messenger RNA. RefSeq lists its product as uncharacterized. The transcript has 2 exons. Lineage: Eukaryota; Fungi; Microsporidia. The annotation marks the transcript as partial. The record is from RefSeq and is a predicted model, not a curated record.
GCGAGCCACAGCCACGGCAUUUGAGACGCUUGAAGACUUGAAGGAAAAUAGUGAUCAUGACCAGAUUGGUCGUUUGGAGAGAAAGGCUAUCAAUUCCGAUGAUGUAUUGAAGUUGGACUGGUCUUUAAAGUGUGAAAUGGCCAUAUCAUCGCCCGUGAUGAUACCUAUGCCGUUUAAAAGUUCAGAUUUUUCAUUUGAAAAUCAAUGUUCUUUGUCCUUAUCUUGUUUUCCGGGUAAAAAGGACAUCGAGUCGUCUUGGUUCUCUUCUAGCGGAUUCUACUCUCUUUUUCCAUACUACAAGUACCCAAUAAAUGCAUCUCUGAAGAACAUCUCAGACUAUUCAUGUACAUCGAUCAACGAAACCGGUUCGUCUUGGAUCGACAUCUUCAGACACGUAUUUUUCCAAUUUGAAAAUGGCCAAUUGGAUUAUUUUUAUCUCCUUCAUGCGAGCUUUACGCUUCUUUUCAUCUUCAGCUCGGGAAAAUAUGAGCUCCGAGCUCGAAUAAAAGAUAGAAGAAUAAGCUCAUCACUGGUAGAGCAAGGAAUUAUUGUGAUUGAUGACGUUGAGGAGGCGAGUUCUUCUAAGUCUUUGAUGUCAGAUGCUACGGAAAAGAUAGCUUCUGAUGUGUUGGAUGACCUUGCAGAGCUGGAGACGUUGUCUCCAGGAUCCACGUACAUUAUACUA